Ramularia collo-cygni is the source of this 3717-nucleotide messenger RNA. RefSeq lists its product as uncharacterized. Gene Ontology annotation, cellular component: nucleus. Gene Ontology annotation, molecular function: ATP binding; DNA binding; ATP hydrolysis activity. Lineage: Eukaryota; Fungi; Ascomycota; Dothideomycetes; Mycosphaerellales; Mycosphaerellaceae. Bases 1 to 3717 code for a protein of 1238 amino acids. The transcript has 2 exons. The record is from RefSeq and is a predicted model, not a curated record.
AUGGCCAUGUCCACCAUAUUCGCUGUCAUGAGCGGCGACGGCGGGAAGAGCGUGCAUCCGUUCUUCAACAAAGCCUCCACCAAAACAGCAACGGAGCAGCCAAGAAAUGAGAACCAGUCUCAGGAGGACCUUGAAUACGAGCCCGUCGAACAGCGAGGAGAAUCGGACGAGAAACCUAAGCGGACCAGGAGCAAGCGGAAACAGAAGGAUGAGAAAUCGAAGAACCAGCCGACUUUGGCAGAUAUUGUUAAUCCGAAGCCUGCUUUCUCGCAGGUAGAGACUCCUGCUGGACAGGUAGUGUCAGAGCUCAGCACAGAACAAGAUGAGCCCCGAAAGAGACGACGCACCGGUGGAUUCGAGUCUGCGGAUGUCGAGUCGGACAAUGCUGCUGCCAGCGUGACACCUGCCAUUGGUACACACUCACCGCGCGUCAUCAUUCCACGGUCUUCGCCGCUGCCGCGAAUACAUCCUCUGGAUGCUGAUCUCGCCGAAAACUAUACGUCCCAGACUGUGGCCAAAACGCCACCCAAAAAGUUGCUUCAACUCAACGCGAAUGGUCGCUUCAGCUCUCCCCCUGCGAACAGUCCGGAGGAGUUAUCAAGGCCCCCGUCGCAGCCCCAGAUUGACGAAACUCCGAACCGGGAGAAUGACACAAGCCUGACGAAGAAGAUACCGGCGAGAAAAGUGCUUAGACUCAAUGCGAACGGCCGAUUCAGCUCGCCUCCCAGCAAGAACCCCAAGGAAAACACUGAGCCUACAUCUCAACUAUCAACAGGACGCUUGAGGCCUCGAAAGGCGGCGGCUGCGGCCACAUCACGCUUAGUGUCAAUCGCCUAUGGAGCAGAUGAAGCAGGCAAGAUAUCAGUCGGCGAAAAGAUUGACAAGAUUCUUGCCGGUACUCUCACCGUUGCAAUCGUUAAGAAGCCACCACCGAAGAAGCGAACUCCACAAAAGCCGCGCAAGCCGACACAUCCAUUCUUCUCAGGGAAGCCCGAUCAAGUCCUGUCUGCUCCCAAACCUGAGUCUCCGCGCAAAACGUCCGCUGUCACGCCCGGAAAGCUGCGGGUCAAAGCCUUCUCCGAGCGACUGCCGGACGUCAAGGACGUGGAGUUCUCUUCCGCUCUGCUGAGGGAUCGUCAUAUGGUGAAGCAUCCUGGCGCUACAGAGGCUCCAUUCCCAGAUCGUGAUCAGGUCCAUGUUCGUGGAGACGUCCAUCAAAUCAAGCUGCCAAUGAGAGGCCCGACGUUCGAACUGCUCUUCCCCAGACGCAAGUUCAAGCAAGUCGUGCUACCUCUCUCGAAAAGAGAAUCUGUCACUGCCAGAUUUGAAUCACGGCUCACUGCACCGAAAGAUCCACAUCUCCGUCCAGACGGCUUCCACGAUCCCGAUGUGGCUCUCACGCUUCCGGAACGACAUUUAAUGACGGGCGAAGACAUAGCCCAGAGGAUCUGUGGAGAGCUGUCGGUACCAAUCGCCGAAACUGCUCGUGAUGAGCUGUCGUACUCGGCAGAUCGAUCCAGCAAGUCGAGUCCCUGUUCACGGCGAGGAUCCCACAAUAUCCGGAAAAUACAUCCGUCUUUGCCUCGACUUUAUGAGCGCAUACCGAGUGCUUUGACAGCCUUUGAUCAAUGCAGAGGCGAAAGUCAGAGCUGGGCCCAGAAGUACGCUCCCAGAAGCUCGUCGGACGUUCUCCAGCCAGACACCGAGGUGAGUGUGCUGAAAGGCUGGCUUCAGUCUCUAGCAGUGCAAGCAGUUGGAGGCGCCGCUACAGACAGCAAGAGCAUCCAGCCCAGAGUCGCAGAGAAGCCCAAGAAGAAGCGAAAAAAGAGAAGUGAUGACAUGGACGACUUUCUCGUGGAUAGCGACGAAGAUUUGCGAGAAAUGAAUGAGAUUCCAGCCGCUGAGCAGGGGGUCGAUUCUGGAAUGCUCAAGACAAAAGGCAGUAUCGUUCAGUCUGUCUCCAACGACCUGAAGCUCAGCAAUACCGUGCUAUUGAGCGGGCCUCAUGGAUGUGGCAAGACGGCGGCUGCCUAUGCCGUCGCUGAAGAGCUUGGCUUCAAGGUUUUUGAGAUCGGCUCAAACGAGCGUCGCAGUGGACGCGACGUGCUCGAGAAGGUUGGCGAUAUGACGGAGAAUCAUAUGGUAAGGCAUCACGGAGUGGAAUCUGCCGAAUCGCAACCUCCGGCGCCAACUCUCAACGACGAGGCCUUUCAGCGGGAUCUCGAAAGUGGAAGGCAAGGCAAGAUGAAUGCAUUCUUCAAACCUCAGCCGGCUCAGCGCGCAUCGGUCGAGCCAAAGAAACUGAUCAAAGAGAAAAAGAUCAAAGCCAUACAAGAGGCAAUCAAGAAGCCUGCCAAAGAUCAGCAACAGUCAUUGAUCUUGCUGGAAGAGGUCGACAUUCUGUUCAAAGACGACAAGGAUUUCUGGAUGACCGUCAUGAAGCUCAUCACGACCUCAAAACGGCCAUUCAUCAUGACGUGUAACGAUGAGACUGCCGUGCCCCUUCAGGCCAUAGCUCUCCAUGCCAUCUUGCGGUUCAAGGAACCGCCGCCUGACCUAGCUACAGACUACAUGCUUCUCCUCGCAGCGGCAGAAGGCCAUCUGCUCAAAAGGGCAGCGGUCUUGUCAUUGUAUCAGCAUCAUCGUCACGAUUUGAGAGCUAGUAUCACAGAACUUGAUUACUGGUGUCAGAUGGGAGUCGGGGAUCCGCGAGGAGGGUUAGCUUGGAUCUACCAGCGAUAUCCACCUGGAUCGGACCUCGACGAUCAAGGCAGGAAGCUGAGAGUCGUGAGCGCGAAUACAUAUCAGAGCGGCAUGGGAAUACCUUCAGAAGCCGAGCUCGAUGCGCAAGGCGCAAUGGCGUGGGCGUGGAACGAAUUCAAUGUCAGCCCGUCGGCUGCACUCGGAUGGGUCGCGAUGUCUGCCGAUGUGCAAGACUCAAACCCUCAARAUCGCCUCAAGACACUAAACUCGUUCCUGGACCAUGCGGACGCGCUUAGUGCCGCAGACGUAUGCACCGCUGCAAGUGUCGCCGCCACUGCGCCCUUUGACCCCUCUCAGCCCGAGCUUAUGGACAAGGCUCGCAGCAACUACACUGUAGCUCAAGAUCUGUUGCAGAUCAACGAGAUCACUGACUACAUGGGUCUCGGUAGGGAUGUACUCAUCGCCAUGACGCUGUCAGCACACCAAAGAUACAAUGGAUCCUUGGCCAGCACGACCAUCGUGACAAAUGCAUUGGAAACCAGUCUUCAAGCCAAGGAAGGAGAUGAAUGGUUCACUCGUCAAUCAUUUGCAUGCUUUGACCCCAUCGCCACGUCGAGCGAACUUUCCCUCAACAACAACCCGGGAUUGAUGCAGUCCGUCUUUGAUGGCACCAUGAAGACCAUUACGCUUGAUCUAGCGCCAUACGUGCGGUCAAUAGUCCAAUACGACAAAGCCUUGGAAGAGCAGCGCGCUCGCCUGAGCCUGCUCAACUCCGAGGGAAGGAGUUCCAAACGCCAGCGAACUACCAGAGCUGCUCGAAGUGCACUCGAAGGGGGCCAGCGCGCUUCCACGAGAAGGGAGAGGUGGUUUGCGAAAGAGCUAGACCUGGAGGCAGUACUUGCCACGGGCGGAGAGGAUUGGCCAAGAUUCUCAUAUUCACCCCCAUCUGUCGAUACUGCUUCAAAGGAUGGAACUGAGAGCACUACGCCUGCUUCUAGUGCUGGCAUUGCGUGA